UGCCAGCAUCGUUCUAGGGUUCUUCACUGCGAGAGAAAGAGGAUGGAUCCACUCGCGCAUUUCUAGGUAAGCGCUGCUCGGUUCUCGGAGCGCUGGAGCUGGCGAUGGCGCUGCUAGAUGGAACAGGCAGUUUCCUUCACCCGCACAGGCAGCAAUCCAGAACGAUUCUCACGAGAAAGACCCGGACGAUCACCAGGAUUCUAGUCGCGAGGCUCAAUCCCACAGAAGAUCGCAGGGAUUCGCAGCGGCGGCAGCUAAUUAUCAAUUCCUCUUCGUCCCGGCAUGGGAGAAUCGGGAAGAAGCUCUUGGCAAUUCCUCCAGCCUUCUCGGCGCUAGGGGGAACAGGACUAGAAGGCCCGGAAUCGGUCCUCCAGGCGGUGGGAGUUCUCACAGUGAUCAUCCUCGUUCACGAGGCCGGGCAUUUCCUCGCGGCCAGGCUCCAAAACAUCCAUGUUAGCAAGUUCUCUAUUGGAUUUGGGCCGAAGCUGGCCACCUUCCAGAGAAAAGAGGUGGAGUACUCGAUCCGGGCGAUUCCGCUGGGCGGCUACGUGGGCUUCCCGGACGACAAUCCAGACAGCGAGUUCUCGCCCGAGGAUCCCGACUUGCUCAAGAACAGGCCCAUCCUGGACAGAGUUCUCGUCAUGUCCGCGGGCGUUUUCGCAAACAUCGUCUUCGCCUACACGCUCCUCUUCACCCAGACGCUCACGGUGGGGCUCCUCCAGCAAAAGAUCCUGCCGGGGGUCGUCGUCCCGGAGGUUUACGCGAGCUCGGCCGCAGCUAGAGCCGGGGUCCGGCCAGCCGACGUGAUCCUCGCGCUCGACGGCCAGGAAGUCCGCAGUGACGAGCGCUCGGUAAUGCAGAUCGUGGACGUGAUCAAGCAGCGGCCGGGAAAGAAGAUCCAGAUGCUGCUCCAGCGCAGAGGAGAGGCAGUGACCGUGGACAUCUUCCCGGACAGGAGCAAGGAUGGGUAUGGAAGGAUCGGCGUCCAGCUCUCGCCAAACAUCCAGACCUUCCGGGUGAAGGCCAGAGAUCUGGCGGACGCCACCGUGCAAGCUAGCCGCGAGUUUUGGAAGCUGGGCAGCAAAGUCGUGGAGGGAUUGGCGCAGGUGGUGGUGAACUUCGCUCAAACAGCGGACAAAGUCUCGGGCCCGGUGGCCAUUGUUGCGGUGGGGGCCGAGGUUGCGAGGUCGGACGUUGCAGGGCUGUUCCAGUUCGCAGCGCUGCUCAACUUGAAUCUGGCAGUGGUGAAUAUCUUGCCACUCCCGGCGCUGGACGGAGGCUAUCUGGCUUUGAUCGCGCUAGAGGCGCUGAGGGGUGGGAAGAAGCUGCCCGACAAGAUAGAACAGGGGAUCAUGUCGUCGGGGAUCUUGCUCAUACUCGCACUGGGGAUUGUUCUUAUGGUCCGUGACACGCUCAACCUUGGUCUCGUCCAAGGCUUGUGAGUUCCACUUUCCAACAAAGUUUAUAUAUAUAUAUAUGAGGCUAGUGCAGUCGCUGUAGUCUACACUAGUCAACUGAGUUCACUCGUCUUCGUAAAUGUUACUUUGAUAUGUGAAUUUCACUUUAUAUUUCAAAUUUUUUAAACAAA
This is a messenger RNA of Selaginella moellendorffii, 1588 nucleotides long. RefSeq names its product membrane metalloprotease ARASP, chloroplastic. Gene Ontology annotation, cellular component: membrane. NCBI's taxonomy places the organism in Eukaryota, Viridiplantae, Streptophyta, Lycopodiopsida, Selaginellales, Selaginellaceae. The transcript has a single exon. Gene Ontology annotation, molecular function: protein binding; metalloendopeptidase activity. The coding region runs from base 105 to 1442 and encodes 445 amino acids. The record is from RefSeq and is a predicted model, not a curated record. Gene Ontology annotation, biological process: proteolysis.